Messenger RNA from Schizosaccharomyces octosporus yFS286, 1772 nucleotides. Its product is annotated as MVB sorting pathway protein. The record is from RefSeq and is a predicted model, not a curated record. Bases 754 to 1575 code for a protein of 273 amino acids. The transcript is spliced from 3 exons. Lineage: Eukaryota; Fungi; Ascomycota; Schizosaccharomycetes; Schizosaccharomycetales; Schizosaccharomycetaceae. Gene Ontology annotation, biological process: protein transport.
AUUAGUUUUUGGCAGGAAAGGCAGUUGUUGGUACACUCAAAAAGUCAAAUGGAAAAUUUGAGACGAGAAGCAGACUUUACCAAGAUCCAUUUAAAACGUUUCGAGCUUUUUAAUUUAAAAAUUGAAUCAAUCGAGUUUCAUCGUAUUCUUCUCCAUAUGAAACCUAUGUCAACAAUGAACAAAUGAUCGAAUUUCACAUAAAUGAUCUCUUUUCUCUCUAUUUAUUAAUUUAAUUUAAUUAUUUUUGCUGUAAUGAAGAACAUUUAGUGAACAUGUACUCGGUUUACAAACGUAAUUCACGAUUUUGAAUAGUUGAACUUCAAAUGAAGGAUCAGAUAUACUGGCCGAAGCAGCUUAAAGAGCGUUUUUCGAGAAUUAAUCUAUUUUAUAACAUGUUGAAAAAGAUUUCUGGUUGAAUUGUAACCUACAGCAGAAACUCAUUGCUGAAUCCUAAAUGGCUUUCUUGUUCUCAUUUAACGUUGAAGGAGCGCCAGCUGAGUCUUAUUAUUUGAAUUAUACCAAGGGAGGUUCAAUUGAUUGAAUGAACUUGAGUAUUUCAUUUUUGUCAUUAGGGAAAAACGUUUGUAUGUUAUGUUACACACGUACGUGACCAAACCGCAUAAUUAACGAGAAGGAGCCUCACUUGAAAGCCGCAUCUGCUGGUCAUUUGAAAAUAAUAAUAAAAUAGAGUCUUUAUUUCAAUAGGAAAGAAAACGUGUCUGUUGCCAGUUUAUUGAGAGAACAGUAACCAUUAUGUCGAGACUUCAACUUCAAUUGAAAUUGGCCGCUACGAGAUUAGAAAUUCUAAGGAAAAAAGAAGAGGCUCUAGCAAAGCAGGCAAGGAGAACCGUUUCCUUCGGUUUAAAAACCUACUCAUCAACUUUAGCUCGAGCUCGAGUGGAACCUUUGAUUAUGCAAGAUGUAUACAUGGAAUUACUUGAGUUAUUACAGGUAGAUGCAGAGAUUCUUGCCAAUCGUACUUCUAUUUUAGAGAAACGCGGAUUUAAUUCUGAAGCAAAUUGGAAGUCGUCUUUGUAUCACAUCCUUGCUGCAGCUCCACAAUUACCUAUUAAGGAACUAAAGUUUGUACAUGACUUUCUUGUACGGCUGUAUGGCAAGGACUUUACUCAACUCACGGAUCCUGACUUAUCCAAAAACGAUGUACAAUUUUAUCAGCUUUUGUAUCCACCUAUUCCAUCUGAGGAGCUAGUGAAUGGCUAUAUUGAAGAACUACGACGGACGUAUUUUCCUGAAGAAUACCAAAAGGAAGAAAUUCCUUCAUCAAGAGAAGUUGAGGACUUGCUUCCAAUAGCGCCAUCGUCUCAAGAUACCCCAGCACCAUCGUCAACCCAGGAUGAGGCAUCUAAAACGAAUAAUCUCCCUCAGUCUACUUCUUCCGCUUCUGAAAUUCCUUCCAGUGAAAUUAACAACUCUCGUAAGGAUACAAAUUCUGCCCCUAGUUCUCACUCUCAGCCGACUACGAAAAAUACAGUUCCCCCAAAACAAUCCAAUUCGAAUAAACCUCCAAGUUUUGAAGAACUUGCGGCGCGCUUAGAAAAUUUGAAACGUACUUAGCUUUUCUGUAUUACAUUGUAUCCACAGACUUACUUAUUAUGAAUUAUGAAUAAGAUAUGAUUCGACUACUCGUUGCAUAUGUCAAUCUUAUUAUUAAUUCUGCUUUAUAAAAAUCAAGUAUGAUAUUUUUUUAUUAUCUUUUAUUUUAUUUUAUUUUGUUUUUUCUUUUAAUUUGUAUGCAAAUCUCAUGUUUCUCU